ACAGGCAGAGUGGACAGUGAGAGAGAGAGAGAGAGAAAGGUCUUCCUUUUCCAUUGGUUCACCCCCCAAUGGCCGCUGCGGCCGUUGCGCUGUGCUGAUCCAAAGCCAGGAGCCAGGUGCUUCUCCUGGUCUCCUAUGUGGGUGCAGGCCCAAGGACUUGGGCCAUCCUCCACUACACUCCCGGGCCCCAGCAGAGAGCUGGCCUGGAAGAGGAGCAACCGGGACAGAAUCCAGUGCCCUGACUGGGACUAGAACCCGGUGUGCUGGCGCCACAGGCGGAGGAUUAGCCAAGUGAGCCGCAGCGCCGGCCAAAAUUCUGAAAUUUCUUUCAAAAAUAGUGUUUUGGAGCGGCCCCUAUGUAGGCUUAGUCCAGGUUCUUAUCUCAACAUCCGAAGAAAUUCAACAAUGAGACGUAAGGAAAGGUAAGCAGAGGAGCAUGGUUUAUUGAAAGUGAAAGUACACACUCAAGGAAUGAGCACUGAUCAGUUAGAGCAACUAACAGUUUGGAGCCCUUCUUUUCUUUGAUCUGGGGCCAUGGGCGUGGUUUCUGGGGCGAGGUUUAAUGAAUAUUCAAAGUGGGUGGAAUAUGGGGCUGGGCUUGAGUACCACCCAUUUCCUUGUCCUUUUUAAAAAAAUCUUGGAAGUGUUAUGGCAUUUCCUGCAUGAUGGGAGUGGGAAUGUUGGCAAUUUCAUUAUAAUAAACUAAAGGUCACCAUGGGGACACAGCCAGCAGUGGUUUCGGAUAUUUGUAGCCUGCACGGAAGAGGGUGGGGUUCGGUGGUGCGUGUGGUGCUGCAGGGGUGGCGAGGUUGUAGCGCAGUGCUGGCAAUCCUUUGCUCCUCUUUGCUAGCUACCUCCCUUCCUACAUCAAUAGUAUUUAUCUAUGUAUGUACUUAUGUAUAUAUCUAUUUAUUUGAAAGAGUUAGAGAUCUUCCAUCUUCUUGUUUCAUUCUCCAAAUGGCAGCAAUGGCCGGAGCUGGGCUGAUCUGAAGCCAGGAGCCAGGAGCUUCUCCCGGGUCUCCCGCAUGCAGGGGCUGAAGCACCUGGGUUAUCUUCUGCUGCUUUCCAAGGCACUAGUGGAGCAGCUAGGACUCGAAGUGGUUUCCCUAUGAGAUGCAAGUUCAUUUCUUUUCCUACCUGUUACGGUGUAUUGGGGCAGAAGGUGGCAUGUCAGGAUAACUGAAGUCAAUAUCUGUUAGAAAUAUGAGCAUGAUUGAUUUUGGGGCUAUUUCAUCCAAGGACCCCUGAAAAGUAUGACUUCUAAGGAAAAAAAGAUUUUGAUGGUGGUAAUUCUAAUAUCUUUUUGAGAUACCCUUAUAAUUCUAUAUUCUCCUAAUUUUUUUUCCAUCAGUAGAUUGGAGAAUGAUGACCUAGGCUUUUGUAAAGAUUACAUAUCUAUAUAGAGACAUCUUAGUUUUUGUAUCAGGUGGAUGGAAGAAGAAAAGUUAAAAACACUGACAGAAUUCCAGAACUCUCCAGAAGCUUGGGGUUUAUUGCAUUUGUGGGAUGAAGAAACUGAAAAGUUAACUAAUUUACCAAGUGGGCAGUUAACUAAUUUACCAAGCUCAAAAGCAGAGCCAGGAAUUGACUUUGUUGUGUUGGGUACCAGUGCUGGAGAAGGAAACCACAGCUUCCUGCCUUGAAGAUCACAACUUAGCUCAGCCUGCCAAUCAGAGUGCUUGCUUAUUCACUGCGUUCUCACAACUGGCUGAAAGCUAAGUAAAGAGGAAUGGCUGUGCUUAAUCAGAAGUCUGUCUUGGAUAUGAUUAAGGAGUUCAGAAGGAAUUGGCACACUCUUUGUAACUCUGAGAGAACUACUGUGUGUGGCGCAGACUCCAUGCUCUUGGCAUUGCAGCUUUCCAUGGCAGAGAACAACAAACAGCACAGUGGAGAAUUUACAGUCUCUCUCAGUGAUGUUUUAUUGACCUGGAAGUACUUACUAAAUGAGAAACUGAACUUACCAGCUGAAAAUAUGGACGUGGUUGACCAUUAUGAGGAAAUUAGGAAGACUUAUGAUGACUUCUUGAAAAACAGUAAUAUGUUAGAUCUGAUUGAUGUUUAUCAAAAAUGUAGAGUUUUAACUUCUAAUUGUGAAAAUGACAAAAUAUCACCUAGUCAACUACGGGAUUUUCUGUCUGGCAGACAGUGUACGGUAGAUGAUGAAACUGACCUUUGUUUACCAACGUCACCAAUGAGUGAGCACCACCAGGAUACUGAAAAGAUGCGGACACUGGCAAAAAAAAUUAUCUUCUCUUACUUAAACUUGCUAGUGAAUUCAAAGAAUGACCUGGCUCUGGCUCACAUUCUUAAUAUUCCUGACAGAGGACUUGGAAGAGAAGCCUUCACAGAUCUGAAACAUGCUGCUCGAGAGAAACACAUGUCAAUUUUUUUGGUGGCUACAUCAUUUAUUAGGACAAUAGAGCUCGGAGGGAAAGGAUAUGCACCAUCACCGUCUGAUCCUUUAAGGACACAUGCAAAGGGAUUGUCUAAUUUUAUUAAUUUCAUUGACAAAUUAGAUGAGAUUCUUGGAGAAAUAUCAAAUCCAAGCAUUGCAGGGGGUCGGAUACUGUCCGUGAUAAAGAUGCAGCUGAUGAAAGGCCAGAACAGCAGGGAUGCUUUUUAUAAAGCAGUCGAGGAAGUUGCUCAGGAUUUGGAAUUGAGGAUUAAAAAUGUUAUCAAUUCUCAACAAGGAGGCGUAGCUGUUAGCACCACUGACAUCAGUCCUGCACGGCCAAAAUCUUUUGCCAUAAACCAUGACACUGCAUACUGUGGCAGAGAUACUGUGAAAACCUUACUUGUUCUUUUGGAUGAAGAAGCAGCCAGUGCUCCUACAAAAAACAAAGCAGAGCUUUUAUAUGAUGAUGAAAACACAAUUCAUCCUAACAGAAUUUCUGUGCUUACACUUUUUAGAUCUCCCUCGCAAGUGAGUAAUUCAUCAUUGAAACCUUUAAGAGAACGCGUCCAAAAGUCAAUGCAGGAGAAAAACAUUAAGAUGAAGCAAUCCUUGAUUAGAUCCCAGUUUGCUUGUACCUAUAAGGAUGACUUUCUGAUAAGCAAGGAUAAAUGGAAUAUUACUUCAGCAUCAAAACCUUUGUGUGUUCUUAACAUGGAAAACGACCUCUCUGGGGGUGUAAAUUCAUCUGUUGGAAGAUCAACAGUUGGAACAAGUUUUGAAAGUGUUCAUCUGGACAGACGUACAAGUGAAAAAGUGUCAAGAAAAUCAAGUAGUCAGACAAGAAAUAAAAGCUCAAAAAGGAAACAGGUGGAUUUGGAUGGUGAAAACAUUCUCUAUGAAAAUGGAAAUGAACCAUCUCAACAUAAAAGCAUAAAGAUAGCUAGGAUACCAAACAAUUCACAGAAUAGAUUAGAUGGCAAACUAGGCAAAGUACCAAAAGGCAAGUGUACUGCCAAGGACAAAUUGAUUGCUGGCCAAACAAAGUUAACUCAAUUUUUCAGACUCUGAUUUUGUUUUUAAUGUGCUUAAAUUUAUGUUUAUAUAAAACCAUUAACCAAAAAUACUGAAUUUUUAGAGAUUAAGGUGUAAAUCAUGCCACUUUAUUAUUUUGGUCUGAAGUGUAUGUAAGGUUACUAUGUUAGACAUUUCUCAAAAAAACUAGCAAGUCAUAGUUCAUGCAGAAUUUUCACAAAGUUUAAUGCACAAAACAAGCAUAUCAUUUAGGUUAUUGAUAUAUCUUAACACUAUCUUUUAAAACAGGCAAUUUAAAUAAUACACAAGUUAGGGUAACAUUAAGGGCUUCUCUUUCUACUGGCAACUAAGCAGUUUUGUUUUCUUCUGAAAGGAUGAUGUGGACCAACAGAUUUCAGACUUGCCAACAUGGUCGGUAGACUCUUCCCAGCAUACACCUGAGCACUGAAGGAAAAAAGUCUAAAUUGUUUAGCAGGAAAAAGAAUGUACCAGAUGAAUCAAAGUUACAAUAACCAGUUGAAUGCUUUUUAAUUCAUGUUUUUGGCAGAAAUAAUAUUUGAUCCAAGUUCAGUUAAACUCAAGAGUUUUAUGAUAUUGAUAUAAAACUUGGUUUUAAAAAUACUACUCACUGUCAAAAUCUCUCCUUCCUAUAGGAAAUUUAGCAGAGUUUUCCUCAUCCCCAAUUUCUCUCUUUUCUUGUGUUGAUUCAGUAUUCUGAACUCCAUUCUCAGCUGGAAAGGCUACUGAUCCUUUUAGUGCAAGAUAAGGCUUUAGAGCCAGAUGCAGUGGCAGACCAUGAUUUAAGAAAUUAUGUUUGGAGCCUGUGUUCUGUAAAAAGAAGGUUGAUUUGUAUUUUAGCGGUCUUGCUAGAGAUGGAGCUAUCACAAUUUAUAGUAUUCUUACUGCUUACAAAUGCUCUGCACUGUUUUUGACUCCUUAAAAAUACCUUACAUUCAAGUUUAUUGGGAAAGAAACCUAGUAUAUAUGAAAUUAUCAGUUGUCCUAAUGCACAUUGGGACUAUUUGCAUAUACUUCUCUUUGAAAAAUAAAAGUAUCAAUUUUAUUUUUCAAAGAACUUAUAGAAGUCAUUUAAAUUUCCAUUGAAACAGAGGACAAUUCCCAUUACUACUUACUUUUGAAUUUUUGUUUUCUUCCUCAUUCAUGAAAAUGGUCUCAUCAUCUUUAUAUUGUUCCAGGGAAGGAGCAAUGACUGAUUUUUCUGCGGUAUCUUCCUUCUGAAAGGCUUUUCCCAUCCUAAAUGUAUUAAGUACCAUGGCAUCUUCUAAAUUCCGUAUGGACUUGGAAGCCGAAAGUAAAAUACCUUGAGAAAACAAAGCAAAAGUUAGUAAUAACACGUAGGAAGAGAGGCUCAUUUUUGCCAUUCCUAGCUUGAUGUUUGCAUAGAGUCGAAUUUGCAGUCAACCCACUUGGUAAAUGAAUCCCUACCUUUAUAUAUUUUUCAGCUUGAAUAGAAGACACUUCAAGUGCUUACACUUUGAUUUCAGAAAUGACUCAUCACAGAGGCUAACCUUUUACAUAGCUGCUAAUACCUGCAUUGUUUUGGGUUUAAUGGCAUAUUUGAGUGUGAAUUCUCAGAAUCUGAUUAAAAUCCUAGGUAGAAUGCUUUCUGUUGAGUAGAUUAUAGUCUCUUGAAAAUGGGUUGUUAUUAAGGAAGACCACAGGACAUCAGGCUCUGUUAUUGUUUCCUUCUGUGUAUUUUCUGAUUAAGCAAGAUAUUAAAACUCAAGUUACUUUACUCAACAAUGAUAAGGAUGAAAGUUUUGUUUCCCUUUAAUCCUGAUUAAAUUGAAAUAAACUUUAAAAAGAUUCUUGUA
Oryctolagus cuniculus (rabbit) is the source of this 5262-nucleotide messenger RNA. The record is from RefSeq and is a predicted model, not a curated record. Lineage: Eukaryota; Metazoa; Chordata; Mammalia; Lagomorpha; Leporidae.